AUGCGGAGAAAAAGCACUGGACCAAUCCAUAUGAACAACGUCCAGUGUAUGGGCAGUGAGCGUUCUAUUCUGGAUUGCUUCUUCCAGGAGGUGCAGCCGUGGACAUUCAAACACAGUCAGGACGCCUCAGUCCGAUGUAACGUACCAAAGACUGGCAAUGAAAAAACGGUGCGACUGGCAGGAGGCAGAGUCCCAUCUGAAGGCCGAGUGGAGGUGUUGAUGGAGGUCGGAGGCAGAAAGCGCUGGGGCUCCGUGUGCAGCGAGAACUGGGGCAUCGACGAGGCCAUGGUGGUGUGUCGACAGCUCGGACUGGGCUUUGCUGCCAGUGCACAUGAGGAGACAUGGUAUUGGCCUGGUGACCCAAGUGCAGAGGAGGUGCUCCUCAGUGGUACUCACUGUGUGGGCACAGAGCUUUCCAUUCAGCAGUGUCGCCGUAACAACCACGUGCACUGUCCCAGAGGAGGUGGAACAAAGGCGGCUGGAGUCACCUGCUCCGAGACUGCUCCUGACCUGGUGGUGGAUGCUCAGCUCGUUCAGGAGACCACGUACUUGGAGGACCGGCCUCUGCACCUGCUUACCUGUGCCAAUGAAGAGAACUGUCUGUCCUCCUCGGCAGCGCGCAUGAACUGGCCCUACGGACACCGCCGCUUGCUGCGCUUCUCCUCACGCAUCAUGAAUCUGGGCCGCUCCGACUUCAGGCCCAAAGCCUCAAAGGAGAGCUGGACCUGGCACCAGUGUCAUAGGCACUACCACAGCAUCGAGGUGUUCACACACUACGACCUGCUCACGCUCAACGGCUCUAGGGUUGCUGAGGGACACAAGGCCAGUUUCUGUUUAGAAGACACUUACUGCCCUGAUGGCGUUCAGAAACGUUUUUCCUGCUACAACAUGGGAGACCAGGGCAUCUCGGUGGGCUGCUGGGACACAUAUCGCCAUGACAUCGACUGUCAGUGGGUUGAUGUGACUGACGUACGCCCGGGGGACUACAUCUUCCAGGUGGAAGUGAACCCCUCGAUGGACAUGGCUGAGUCUGACUUCAUGAACAAUGUAAUGAGAUGUCGCUGCAGAUAUGAUGGACAGAGAGUUUACAUGUACGGCUGCCAUGUUGGGGACGCAUACAGUGCAGAAGUUGAGGAUCUGUUUGAGCAUCAGAGACAAAUCACCAAUAACUUUGUGUAGGAGUUCUGUGGCAGUGAAGAGGGAGCAAAAAACACUCAGGGGGAGGCUGGGGGCUAGAGGAAUCACAGACAGCACAGAAACUGUCUGUCCACAAAGUUUGUUCUUCGCAGAUGUGGAUUAAACUGAAUCAUAAUGAAGAAAGGACCAUUUGAGGUGAAUCGCACUGACAAGAGAAGAACAGGUGCAUCUCCUUUUUAUGUUUUUAUUUCAGUGAAAAGACUGAAAAUGGGUGAAUGUGGAUGACUGGGAAUUCAAAGGACAAUGAACUAAAGAGGAUGAUACAGUAGAGGGACUAUAGUGAUCACAAUGUUUACCAUAAAAUAUCUGCCGUAUAUCAAGGUGCAAAGCCGAUCACAUGACACAUGCAUAAGUGGUGUUAGGUACUAUAUAGUAAGCAUAAUCUAAAAUCGUGUAUUCUAUAACUGUAUGAUUCAACUUAAAUUGGUGCUCUUUAUCAAUACUGCAAAUCUAAAUGUAUUUGAAGUGAAAACUGUUUUGUUUUAUUUUCGUUUACUCAGAAUUAUAGUUUUUUAUUAGUGCUAAACUCUUGAUCUAUUGUAUCCUGUAGUCAAGUAAUGUUCAUGAAAAAGCACUUUAUUAAGUCAGUAUUUUAAAUUUGUCCCAAUAUGUUUAGUCUCAAUGAUACAGAUUGCUAUUGAGGUAUUAGGAUAUUUUACAUGUUUUCACUUGUUAACUGUAUGUUUUCAUUUGCAAUGUUCUAUUUAUAGAGUAACUUUAUUUAUUCACAGCACUCAAUAAGAUUUUAUUUACAAGUGUCUAAUUUCAAGACCAUUUUUAAAGCUAUAGCAGAAAACUGUUCUCACAGUUGUAGGGUGUAUUAACUUUCCAGUGAUGCCUAUGAUUUUUUGAAGUUUGCAUUUUAUUUUACAUAUUAAACUGAGAGUUGUUCUAUUCAGCCCUUACUGAUGGGAGAGAGAAGCCUUUUGAUGCAACCACAGUAUUGUGGUCUGGAGGCAGGCUGCACUCUCUGAGCAUAUAAAGCCUUUUAAUUACAUCUGUUUGGUUAGACCUAAGCUUAUGGUUAAGAUUAGGAUAUAGAAUGAGCUUUAAAAAGAACACUACAGAGGUGUAAAGGAAGUGUAUGGACAAGCCCAUGACAGACCUGGACUGGGACCACCCCACACACCACUAUGAAAAUCCAAUUAGAAGUAAAACAUGUUUGGAGAUGUUUGCAGAUGCAGUUUUUACACCCGAGUGGUGUUAUAUGACAUGCUCAGACCGCAAGCACAGGUCUCUUAGCUCCAAUAGAAUUCAACCUGUUUAUCUGUAUAUGUAAAACAAACUCAUCUAUCUCCCAUGACUCUCUGAAUCAGUCACUCCAAACUGUUUCCCAAGCACUGGUCCUCAAUUAUUGACUUUACAACAUGGAACUUAUGUUGUUUUCUACUCACAACAGUUUGAUGUGUUUCCCAUGUGGUCAUUCUGGGCUAGCCCUGUUAAAUUUCCUGAUGGACAGUUUUUUAGGAUACAAUUGGUGAGAGACUGGUCACUCGUAAAGAUGAGUGUAGACCUCAGUAAUUCCUUCAGCAGAUAUUUCUUCUUUUGAAUUCUUCUAAUGUUUAUUUGAACUGUAUGAACUUUGAGAACAAUGCAGCUUUUUAAGAUCUAUUAUUGAUGCAUUAAUAUUGUUUUGUGAUUUUGUAUGACUGUGUAGUGCCAGUGUCUUUUCUGUGCUAUUUAAUAUUUUAUGUCAUUCUUUACUUAAGUUCAUACUUACUACGUCUUCCUGUUGCUGUUUGAUCAUGCUAAACAUAGCAGAGCAAAUGACUUUCUACGGCCAGUUUCUUUCAUUUUCCAUAGAGCUGAGAGUGUGGGCUACUUGGUGCUUCACAGGCAGUGGUGCUCUCAGGGACUUUUGACCUCAUCAAGAGUUAAAGAACAUGUGAUGUGAGUUAGGUCGCUUUAAGCUGUGGUCUAUACAUAAUGUCAUGAUGGAUCUAUACAUCUAUGAAAUAUAGUGUGUCUAGUGAUACAUAUUUCCUUGAGAAAAGUUGUGGAUAGACACUGGCUGAGUCAGUGGAAAACUCCAAUUCAAGAACAAGUCACAUUCAUUUAUCAUUACUGUGAAUCA
Messenger RNA from Boleophthalmus pectinirostris (great blue-spotted mudskipper), 3271 nucleotides. Its product is annotated as lysyl oxidase homolog 4-like. Lineage: Eukaryota; Metazoa; Chordata; Actinopteri; Gobiiformes; Gobiidae. The coding region runs from base 1 to 1179 and encodes 392 amino acids. Gene Ontology annotation, biological process: peptidyl-lysine oxidation. The record is from RefSeq and is a predicted model, not a curated record. The transcript has 9 exons. Gene Ontology annotation, molecular function: protein-lysine 6-oxidase activity; copper ion binding. Gene Ontology annotation, cellular component: membrane.